ACCCAUCCUAUAGUUGGGUCUGUUUCCAACUGGGGUUCGAAUAAUUAUACCAGUGCUCCCUGACAGAGGCCAGCCAAGUCAACAUCAGUGUUGACGCCAGGCCGCAGAGACCACUUCUCUGCUGUUUUUUUACCUUAAUCUCGCCCAAAGGCUAAGUGUUUAUGAGAACAAACGUGGAUAGCGAUACUGACCAAAGUGGCUCCAACGACGGUGUAAAGGCCAUGGACACGUCAGAAUGGUUAGAGGAAACGGGAAAGAUGCACAUACACCGUGCUGACAUGAACAAGCUCAUUAUGAAUUACCUCGUCAUGGAGGGGUUCAAAGAAGCAGCUGAAAAAUUUUCCAUUGAAGCCAACAUAAAGCCACCAAUGGAUUUAGAUCAGUUGGAUGAACGGAUUCGUAUCAGAUCGGCCAUACAGACUGGGCACUUCCAGGAUGCUAUGAGAAUGGUGACAGCACUUCAUCCAGAGAUCCUUGAUGAUAAUUCCCAGCUCUACUUCCACCUCCAGCAACAGGUAUUGAUCGAAUUGAUCCGGGAGGGUCGUGUUGAGGAAGCUGUGGUAUAUGCUCAAGAUCAUUUAGCGGAGAGGGGCCAGCGAGACCCAUCCAUCCUGAAUGAAUUGGAGCGAACUUUAGCACUCUUGGCUUUUGAUCAACCAGAUACCUCUCCGUUUGGUGAUCUACUGCACCCUUCUCACCGACAAAAGGUUGCCAGUGAACUAAAUGCGGCCAUUCUACGUGCUCAGAAUCAGGAAGAAACGACUCCACUUUUAGCUGAACUACUAAAGCUACUUCUUUGGGCGCAGGAUGAACUCAACAAGAAAAAGGUCCAAUACCCAGUAAUGACAGAUUUGAUUAAAGGACAGAUUGAGGAACCAAAAUGAGCCUUUCUUGUGAUCACAUGUAAGUUUUCCCGAAUUUAAUAAUAGCAUGACAAUAGGUGCGUCUUAUUUAUGCCUGUUGUAAGUUUCAGAAUCUUGUGAUAAUACAUUUUGUAUUCUUUGUAUUUUGUUGUACCUGAAAAUGUAUGCAGUUUUGAUCUUGUCAUUGUUAGGCACAUGAGACUGUUUUGUACAUGACAUCAUACAUUGCCAAAAGUUAUCGGCAGCAGGCUGGCCUAGUGGAUUCUUACUCUUGAUAAAAUGGCUCUAAAAAAUCAAAUGGAUACAAUAACAUUUAGUGGCCAUAUUAGACCAUAUAUUUUCUUAACAUAACCAAUUGAUAUAUAUAUAUACAAACACAUUCGUGCACAUAUACACGGUAUAUAUUUCAAAUGAUUACUAAUUAUUGUAUGACGUUUGUUUGAAGCGUUAUUGUUAAACAAGUUUUUAGUUUCAAUGCAAAUUUAGAAAUGCAUGCUACUGAUGUGCAUUUUACAGUUCAUAAAUUACAUUUUACAAUACUGCACAUAAAAUAGCCUAAAAUAUUACAAGAUUUUUGUCUAUCAUUGCUUGCAUAAUUGUGAUUUAUCAUUUAACGUAUUUUGUUCUUAAACAUAACUAAAUAUUAUGUUGAUGUUGAAAUAAAUAUCUGGAAAAGGUGUGAAGAAACAUACCUUUUAGCUUAAAAGGAGGAAUAAAAUAUGAUAAAGAAA
Procambarus clarkii (red swamp crayfish) is the source of this 1594-nucleotide messenger RNA. RefSeq names its product glucose-induced degradation protein 8 homolog. Gene Ontology annotation, biological process: proteasome-mediated ubiquitin-dependent protein catabolic process. Gene Ontology annotation, cellular component: nucleus; cytoplasm. Lineage: Eukaryota; Metazoa; Arthropoda; Malacostraca; Decapoda; Cambaridae. The record is from RefSeq and is a predicted model, not a curated record. Gene Ontology annotation, molecular function: protein binding.